Molecule: messenger RNA, 2268 nt
Organism: Folsomia candida
Lineage: Eukaryota; Metazoa; Arthropoda; Collembola; Entomobryomorpha; Isotomidae
Exons: 7
Coding region: 1-2037 (678 amino acids)
Source: RefSeq, a predicted model, not a curated record
AUGAGACGUCGAGGAGGAGGAGGAGGAGGAAGUCGAAGAGCUGGACGAGGAAGAGGUGGAACGACUUCGUGCCAAAGCAGAACGCCAACGCCGUCGAGAACCUUGUCCAACUCAACACUCGUCCAACUCAUCCAGUUCACGCAGAAGGACAUUGAGCGUCUCAAGACGGAGAACUAUUUCUACGAGCGGACGAUCGAGCGGUUGGAAGAGCCGGAUAAGCUAGUGGAGGAGAUGUUCGCUUCCAAGAAGGGCGACGGGGACGAGGAUUCUUCGAUCCCCCUCAACACGGCCACUACCAUUUGCGCCUCGGAUGAGUCAGAGUCGGAGAUCCCGGCGGCCGAGGAUGGGGAACCCGAUUACUCGCCAAUCAUCCCCAUUGACGAGAUCAAUGUUUCAACCGACUCUUUCUUCGACAACAUGUCCGACAAUUCCAAGGACGUGGCGCUCAACUACUUUAGAAACAUUGGGAUCAUUGCUCCGCCCCAUUAUGACGUCAUGCGCCACAAAUAUGGUGACUUGGUCAAGGGGGCGGAAGAAGAUCCUGCCUACACCCUCAAGGCAGGUGCAGGUGUGGCUAAACCCACCCGGUUGAAGAGCUCCAUGUUCAAGGUAGGGAUGGCCUUGUUGGAGGAGAAAAACAAGAAGACGACCGUUUCCGAUGCGGCCAAGAGGGUGAUAACCAUGUUCACCCAGUGGGUUGGGGAAAAUGAUCCGCAGAAUGAGGACUGGGCCAAUUUGGAAGUGGACUACCCAGAUUUCGACCUUAAUGACAUCAAGCAAUUGAAAGUAGAGGACAAGCUCAAGUUUGCCCUUCAGGUGGAGGAUGAGCUCCGUAAACAGUUUCACCAGCAUGAAAUACGAACUUUGAAGGAGGAAGGGGCCGUGGAGGUCAACGUGGACGCUCACCAGCACUCCAUCCGACUUCUCCUCGAGUUGAGCAGGGAUUUUAGCAUCAUCAUGCACGACACCAAGCAUCCAAUGUCCACCAGCGCCAUGUCGGACUUUAUCCUCAGGCUCAAACGUAAAAUGAGGAAUCAGAUCUCUGCAGAGGAGACCAAGACGCGAAUGGCCAUCAGAAAUAUUAUGACCGUGCGUCGUCGAGUGGCACAUCAGCUGCGGUGCAGCAAAAAAGCAGGAACUAGCAUUUCAGAGAUUGACUUUGAAUACCUCACGGCAGAAAACGAGAUAUUCACCAAUGAGAUGGAAGAAAUGAAUCUGUACUUGAAGUACUUGAAGCAACUCUCGAGUAAUUUCUUUCAUACUUUGACCAAGGAUCAUGACGAGGUAAAAGGGCUGACUGCACAAGAGGACAAAUUUUCUAUCAGAAUUGCAAAAAAGAGGAUAGCGUUGAAAACGUUUGAAAGAACAUUUAUCAAAUACAAAAAUCUCAUAAACAAGACUCACACUCGGCUGGAAGAACUCAAACGAAAACUUACGGAAUACCAUGCCCCCAAACCUUUGGAGUACAUACGAUUGAAAGCUGCCCAGUAUGAAAUGGAAUCGGAGGUGGCGAGUUUGGAGAAAAAAGUCAAGGACUUGAAUUUGAAGCUCAUCACAGCCAGGAGCACAUUUGCCAAACUUUGUCACCAUUAUCCCAGCGGGGACCAGACGGAAGCCGAGAAUGAGGCCUGGUUGACUGAGGUGAAGGAUGAGGUGGGGUCGCAAAACCUGAUGGCCGGUUUCGAAACCGACUCUGACGACGACGCUCCCGACCUUCCCCCAAGUCUGCGACAGCCAAAUCCCAAAACUCUGUCACGUCUCUCCACGGUUACCUCCGCAUCGACGACCAGUGCGGGUGGUCGCAAGAGCAACUUCCCCCUGCGGAAACCCAGGCCAACUAAUAAGGCUCCUCUGGAGACACAACAGACACCGAAUACGGGGCCGAAAGGUGGACCACUGCGCACAAAAAAGAAGACGGCACAAGGUCUUACGCUAGCAAAUGCUUCCGUGGGAGGGUUGCUGUCUCACAGGACGGGUCAGCCUGUCAUUUAUGACACGGAUUUUGAGGCGGAACCAAGGACUCAGAUUCACAAAUAAUUAUCUCGAGUUGCUCAACAAACAUAAAUAAAAUACCAGUCUAAUUUUGAGCUCACACAUGCCAAUGACACGUGAAAUAAAGACAAACAAAUGGUAAUUUAUACAUAGGCUCGUAUAACUUUAAUCAAAUCAAUCAUACAUACCUCAUAAGUAAACAAUAUAAAUUCAUAACAAACUGCUACCAGGUUCAAACUAAUUAUUUAAAUUCAUAAUAUUGUUUGAUGUCAUUAA